AUGCUCACAAGGCUUGCAAUUCCCGCGCCCAAGAUUAAGAUAAAUUCCAAAGGUGAGUUGAACCGACCCGCACCAUUCGACGACUGCGACGGGGAGGCUGCCAGGCCAGUGGAAGUCCCAGAGGUGAUCGGGGAAUUUGCGGUCGAGGUCAUGGAACUACUUGCACUGCUUGUCGAUAUCGACGUCACAGAAGCACCUGAAGACGCGGGAGUUGUUGCAGGAGGCAUGGUCGAUUGGGUUGGUAUCGCCACAGUGCUGAACAAAGGGUUGGAUGUCGAUGUAAUAACAGUUGCCUCAGGCCCAAUCUGUUGUUUGCGACAAGUAAGCGUCGUUCUUUAG
Molecule: messenger RNA, 339 nt
Organism: Cladophialophora bantiana CBS 173.52
Lineage: Eukaryota; Fungi; Ascomycota; Eurotiomycetes; Chaetothyriales; Herpotrichiellaceae
Exons: 1
Coding region: 1-339 (112 amino acids)
Source: RefSeq, a predicted model, not a curated record